Molecule: messenger RNA, 890 nt
Organism: Schistocerca gregaria
Lineage: Eukaryota; Metazoa; Arthropoda; Insecta; Orthoptera; Acrididae
Exons: 5
Coding region: 42-890 (282 amino acids)
Source: RefSeq, a predicted model, not a curated record
UUCAGUUUGGUUACCAAAUCGUUUACACAUUUUUUCGCACAAUGUUUGGCGAACCGCCUCCUCAAGAUGAAUCGAAGAUAUUCGAGAUGGCGAUGAUGGAGCUGAAACGAGUGCAACAUCAGUACAAUGUGCUGGCGAGAGGGAAAGCGCCGCAUCCACCGGGGACCAAGAGAAUCCUUCUUAAACAGAGGAGCAUCUUGCUGGGACUGGAGAAAGACAAAGAAAAGCUGAUGCAAAGUAUUCGCCCAGCGACCUCUCCCGAGAAUAUAGCGAAGGACAACAAACUGACUGUGGGUAUCAGUACCCUUCUUACACAACGGCAGACGUACAACGACUUGGUCAGGCAAGAGAAAGACACGAUAAAAACUAUUGAACGUCUAACACGUGAGCUGGAGAAGGAAGUGGCAAUUCUGCGAAUGAAGGACAUGGAUGACCACAGGAGCAAGAAGCUGGCAUCGAUCUCCGAGAAGAAACUCGUGAGGCUCGAGAAUAAGCUACACGUCGAGACAGUGAAAUAUAACAAUAUUGCUACAGAAAAAGAUCGGCUGAGGGAAGACAUCGAUACAAUGCUCAUUGAACACGAGCUCUUUGAAACCGCCUACCAACAAUUACUUAAGAAGCUUGUUACUGGCAAAAAAGUCAUGUCAGACCUUAUGAAGCUUGCGACCUCCAACUUCGACCAGAGGGACGAUGCGACGAAGCAUCUGCAGGCGCUGAAGGACCGCGCAAACCAGGACCAGAUGGCGCAGACCAAGGAGAUAAACAAGCUGCAGCGCUACUGCGGCCGGCAGACCAUCAUCCGCGACUUCAUGGCCACCAAGGGACACCAGAGGAUCACCGCGGACGUCGUAGCCCAGAGGAUACAGAAGAAAGGUGCGCAAAUCCGGUAG